CAGUAUGUUUCCCUUGUCAAUGGUAGAAAAGAUGCUCUCCCUGCCUUCAAGAGUUUGAGAAAUUUUUAGAAAACAAAAAUACUUAAAAUCAAUAAAUAUUUAUAGAGAAAGUGAUACACUGAGAGAGAAAGGAAAAAGAUGACACAGGAAGGCGAAAAGCAUAGUAGCAGUGAAAUGGUUCGUAGAGUGCUACUCAUAUCUGCUGGGGCUAGCCAUUCUGUAGCCCUCCUCUUUGGAAAUGUUAUUUGCUCUUGGGGAAGGGAAGAAGAUGGACAGUUAGGCCAUGGGGACUCUAAGGAUCGGCUUUCUCCUACUCAAUUGAGUUCAUUGGAUGGACUAGAUAUAGUAUCUGUAACUUGUGGAGCUGAUCAUACAACUGCAUACUCCCAGUCCCAAAUGCAAGUUUACAGUUGGGGAUGGGGUGAUUUCGGGAGGUUGGGUCAUGGGAACUCCAGCGACUUGUUUUCUCCUCAACCAAUCAAUGCAUUACAGGGUUUACGGAUUAAACAAAUUGCUUGUGGGGACAGCCAUUGUUUGGCAGUGACCAUGGAAGGUGAAGUGCAGAGUUGGGGGCGAAAUCAAAAUGGUCAACUAGGCCUUGGGACGACGGAGGAUUCUCUUGUGCCAUGGAAGAUUGAAGCUUUCAAGAGAGUAUCUAUCAAAAUGGUCUCUGCUGGUGCUGAACAUACAGCUGCAGUAACAGAAGAUGGUGACCUUUAUGGCUGGGGGUGGGGUCAAUAUGGAAAUCUGGGAUUAGGUGAUAGAAAUGAUCGCUUGAUUCCCGAGAAAGUUUCAACUGUCGAGGGAGAAAAGAUGGUUAUGGUGGCAUGUGGAUGGCGGCAUACAAUAGCUGUCUCCAAUAUGGGUAGUUUGUAUACCUUUGGGUGGAGCAAGUAUGGUCAACUAGGACAUGGAGAUUUUGAAGACCACCUAAUCCCUCAUAAGCUAGAAGCCUUGCAUGAAAAAUGUAUUUCUCAGAUAUCGGGUGGUUGGAGACACACAAUGGCACUGACAACAAAUGGAGAACUUUACGGUUGGGGCUGGAAUAAGUUUGGACAAGUUGGUGUUGGUGACAAUGUUGAUCAUUGCUCACCUGUACAAGUCAAAUUUCCACUUGACGAGAAAGUAGUAGAUAUCUCAUGUGGUUGGAGGCAUACACUCGCUGUAACGGAAAUGCAGAAUGUGUUUUCGUGGGGAAGGGGCACAAACGGACAGCUUGGCCAUGGGGAUACUCUGGACAGAAAUGUCCCAAAGAUCAUUGAGGUAUUGAGGAUGGAUGGAUCAACUGGACAGCAGAUAGAGGCCUCAAAAGUUGAUAUAUUAUCGGAAAAAAGUUGGGUCUCACCAUCUGACAGAUAUGCUGUUGUUCCUACUGAGAACGUAUCAUUUGGCGGUAAUGGUAAUGAUGUAAAUGUCCCUGAGAGCGAUGUAAAAAGGAUGCGGAUAUGAAUUUCUUGACUUCCACGAAGUGAAGUGCGUCUCCUUGUUAAACUUGUUUAUAUGUUGUUUAGAGGAGGAAAAACAGAUAUUCCUCCUACUCAGUUUAAGUUCAUGUUUUCAUGCAAUUUGUUAAUGUCACACUGAUUAAUCAGUGUAAUGUGUGGGAACAAAUUGAUUAAUCAGAAGACACUGUCAUUUCGAAAUGAAUUAUUCAAAGAGGAGAUUAUUGUGAA
Olea europaea var. sylvestris is the source of this 1673-nucleotide messenger RNA. RefSeq names its product ultraviolet-B receptor UVR8-like. The record is from RefSeq and is a predicted model, not a curated record. Gene Ontology annotation, biological process: ubiquitin-dependent protein catabolic process; protein ubiquitination. Bases 139 to 1449 code for a protein of 436 amino acids. Gene Ontology annotation, molecular function: ubiquitin protein ligase activity. The transcript is spliced from 12 exons. Lineage: Eukaryota; Viridiplantae; Streptophyta; Magnoliopsida; Lamiales; Oleaceae.